Messenger RNA from Podospora anserina S mat+, 783 nucleotides. RefSeq lists its product as uncharacterized. The transcript has a single exon. Lineage: Eukaryota; Fungi; Ascomycota; Sordariomycetes; Sordariales; Podosporaceae. Bases 1 to 783 code for a protein of 260 amino acids. The record is from RefSeq and is a predicted model, not a curated record.
AUGAAUACAUACCGGCACUACGGCGCUGAAGAAUUAGAGGAGGACAAAUCUUUUGCCCACCAAUUUGGUGAGGUCGAUGAGCUCGUUGCUCAUUUUGAGGCUCGCACCGCGCAAGCUCGCCCAAACCCUGGAAAAGGACACUUUCCAGGGGGUACUAUUACUGUAUCUCAUGGUCGUGGUGGUGGUGUCGCUGGUCGGCCAAAUCUGACGAGAGCAUACGCUGGAAUAGGAUGUCAGCUUAAUCCGUCUCAGAUCGAUCCUCAAUGGGCUGCUGUUCCCGCGCGAGGUACUGCAACCCCUGGACAACCGCGCUUUCCGGGGGCUACUGUUCCUGUAUCUUCUCCUUCUGCCACCUCAUAUCCUUCUACCACCUCAUAUCCCUCUUACCCCUCAUAUCAUUCUACCACCUCAUAUCCUUCUACCGCCUCAUAUCCUUCUACCCCCGCAUUUAAUCCUGCUACUCCCGCAUACAACCCCCCGACAUCUCAGCAAAAUAUUCCAUCGACUACUACCGCCGCGAACAAUGCUGCAAUUUUUGGACAACAGCCUUACCCCCCCGGAUUCACCCCUGCUGUGCAGAGUACACCUGUUGAACCAGAAUAUAUUCCUCCUAGAACGACUGGUUGUCCUCCUUCACGUCUAGCUCCGGCCUGGGGCGUAAUCGGUGACCGGAGGAGGCAGGCUGAUGCUCCUGCUCCUGGAGGUGGGGCGGGGGGGGGACAAGGUGUUUUGAGAAAUAAGCAGCGGGGAGAGCAGGAGGAAGCGGCUUUAGGGGGGAGAUAA